GAACUAAAUGUUAUAAGCUUAAACGUUUUGUUUUGAAUGUCAAUACAGUAUUUUAUAUAAAAAACAAUUCAAUGUCCGAAACAAAUUCGAAUAUGCAAAUUCAAGAGGGAAGCAAUAUACCCGCUUUCCUAGUGAAACUGUGGAAAAUGGUGAAUGAUCCCAAUACAGAUGAAGUGAUCUGUUGGAAUGAGACAGGAACAGGUUUUGUAAUACAAAAUAAAGCCUAUUUUUGGUAUGAACUGUUACCUCUCUACUACAAGCACAACAAUAUGAGCAGCUUUGUUAGGCAAUUAAAUAUGUAUGGUUUCCAUAAGCUGUCAACUGUAGAAAACGGGACCAUGGAUGUGGAUAAAGAUGAGACUCAAUUUUCUCAUCCACUAUUUAAGAAGAAUAGGCCAGAGCUACUUGGAUACAUAAAAAGAAAAGUAAUUGUUUUUAUAAUAUGUAGACAUAAAUUCUCUAUUGACAUUUUUAAGGUUACAAAUCCAAAACCUAAUGAGAAUGUCAGCCAUACAAUAAUCAAACAAGAUGAUAUUACAAAAGUAUUGACAGACGUUAAGCAAAUGAAAGGACGACAGAAUAAAGUAGAUCAGCAAUUGUCAGCAUUAAAAGAGGAAAAUGUUGUUUUAUGGAGAGAAUUAGCUUUAUUACGACAAAAACAUAUGAAGCAACAACAAAUUGUUAAUAAGCUUAUUCAAUUUUUGGUUACAUUGGCUCACACAAAUCAAUCAACACGUAUUGGAGUCGGUGUAAAACGCCGAAUGCCUUUAAUGAUUAAUGAAAGCCCCAACAAAAAGCCAGCCACAAAUAAAACUAAGAAAAUUCCUACAUCGAAAACAUCAAGUACUACUGGACCCACUAUUCAUGAGAUUGACGCAGUGGGAUCCUUGCCGGAAGAUAUUUUCGAGAAUAUGAGUUCGGAACCUAUUAUCAACAGUCCAGAAACACCAGAAUCUAUGACGUCAACACAAGGUACACAGAGACGAUCGUCCAUAGAGGCAAACAACCCAGAGAAUUCUAAGAGUGAAAACCAUUCUAAUCUGGAUAAUAACGUAUUUCUCAAUCCUGCUGCAAGAGACACUGUCUUGAGUAGUCUCACUAAUGGAAGUUACAACCCUGCGGCUGUAGCCAAUGCAAAUAGAAAAAAUGCAGAAAGAAAAGCUAACGAGGCCGAUUCAGAAAUGACCGUUGCUACUAGAAUUAAUAAUGUGGAUGACUUUGACUUGCAUUUAGAAAAUAGUCAGUCAGAACUAGAAUGUUUGAAGGAUCUAUUGAGUGGUUGUACAUCUCUUGACGCGAAUACAUUAUUAGGGCUAUUUAAUGAUGAAUCGCUAAAUUAUGGUAUACCUAAUUAUGAAUCAGAAAGGCAGACUUCUUCUGAAGCUGGUGAUGUUAUCGACUCUAAAAUAGCUCUGCCAACAACGAUUGAUUUCAAUGAACUAUUUGAUUCGGAGCUCGAUGACGAUUCUAAUGUUUAUACAGAUUCACAGUUCUCUAAACAACCGGAAGAUGAUUCGGGAACAAUUAACACCCCCGUAGUUACAAAAAGUGAUCCUUUCUUCAAAAAUUGAUGCACAGCUUUGAAAAGUAACUUAUAUUUGUGUUGCUAAAAUUUCUCGAAAUGAUUUAAAGUUACCAUAUAUAAUAAAUCAUUUGAUUUACUAAAUUAUUCACAAAAAAAAUUAAUGUUGUCCAAAAUUUAAAAUUAUUUAAUAGAAUUUAAUAUUAAAUUAAUGUUAAAAAAUAGUAAACUACUUAUGUAUAUAUGUACGUAUUAAAUAAAGAUAAAUUGGUAGCAA
Aethina tumida (small hive beetle) is the source of this 1799-nucleotide messenger RNA. RefSeq names its product heat shock factor protein. The coding region runs from base 72 to 1571 and encodes 499 amino acids. Lineage: Eukaryota; Metazoa; Arthropoda; Insecta; Coleoptera; Nitidulidae. Gene Ontology annotation, biological process: regulation of DNA-templated transcription. The record is from RefSeq and is a predicted model, not a curated record. The transcript has 9 exons. Gene Ontology annotation, molecular function: sequence-specific DNA binding; DNA-binding transcription factor activity.